Vicia villosa (hairy vetch) is the source of this 747-nucleotide messenger RNA. Its product is annotated as probable WRKY transcription factor 43. Gene Ontology annotation, molecular function: DNA-binding transcription factor activity; sequence-specific DNA binding. The transcript is spliced from 2 exons. Gene Ontology annotation, biological process: regulation of DNA-templated transcription. The record is from RefSeq and is a predicted model, not a curated record. Lineage: Eukaryota; Viridiplantae; Streptophyta; Magnoliopsida; Fabales; Fabaceae. The coding region runs from base 216 to 677 and encodes 153 amino acids.
UCCAUUUUAUACAAUCUUAUGCAGUUGAUUUCAUGAAUCAAUUUAUCUUAGUCAGAUAAAUUUGGCCUUGACCAUAAAUGUUGACAUUCUUGCCGCCCUCAUGUUUCAUCUCCUUAGAAAAUGCAUGCAUCCUUCAUCAUUUAUCCAUAUUAUAUAUAACACAUGCAUCAUUUAAGUAAUAGUCCUAUCUAUAGUGCUACCUCAAGUCAAUAUCAAUGGAGAAACAUGAAGUGUUAUUGCCUAUCUCAGCUUCACUUGAUGCUUCUCCUUUUGAAGUUAAUCGCGGUAGUUGCUCUAAUGUUCAAGUUCAAAAUGAAAUAAAAUCUAAAAGAAAAGAGAAAUUAAGCGAGAGAAACUGCAAAGAAAUCAUGAAGCACAGAUAUGUAUUUCAAACAAGGAGUCAGAUUGAUAUACUAGAUGAUGGGUUCAAGUGGAGAAAGUAUGGAGAAAAGUUAGUGAAAAAUAGCAAAUUCCCUAGGAGUUAUUACAAAUGCUCGUAUCGAGGAUGCAAUGUAAGAAAACAAAUCCAAAGACAUUCCAAAGACGAGCAGAUCGUGGAAACAACUUAUGAAGGGAUGCAUAUUCACCCUGUCGAGAAGUCGGCUGAAAGCUUUGACCAGAUCUUGAGAAGCUUUAUUACAAGCAAUCAACUAAAUAAUGUAAAGUAUAAUGUCUAGUAAUUUGCCGUUGAUGAGUGACAUCUCUCAGUACAUAUUCCCUUUCAGAUCUGAAUAAAUUGUUUUAACA